This is a messenger RNA of Candidozyma haemuli, 978 nucleotides long. RefSeq lists its product as uncharacterized. The coding region runs from base 1 to 978 and encodes 325 amino acids. Gene Ontology annotation, biological process: regulation of peptide transport. NCBI's taxonomy places the organism in Eukaryota, Fungi, Ascomycota, Pichiomycetes, Serinales, Metschnikowiaceae. The transcript has a single exon. Gene Ontology annotation, cellular component: membrane. The record is from RefSeq and is a predicted model, not a curated record.
AUGAAAUAUGAGCACAUCUCGAUCCGGGAUUUUGCCAGUGUGAUAAGGAAGGCAUGGAACCUGGAAAAGUAUACUCGUCUUCGGGAUGAGGAACUGCUGCCUGAAACACCCAACGAAUAUGGGUCGCUGAUGGAGCAGCUUGCUACGGAGGGACCUCCACCUGAGAUUGUCAAACCAGCAGAUGAAGAAGUGCCAAUGAUAGAAACAAUCAAGCUUUCGCUUCAAUUCAUUGUGCUUUGGUUCCUGGCAAAUCUUGUGACCAACUCUUCGUUAUCAUACACUUCAGUGGCGUCGCAGACGAUUUUGUCAUCGACUUCGUCAUUUUUCACGCUUAUUGUGGGACAUUUCUACCUGGUGGAAACAAUCAACACGAACAAGAUUAUCGGUAUUUUGCUUUCUUUUACAGGGGUGCUCAUAGUGACAAAGAUUGAUUCUUCAGAGUCAAACCAAACGCCUUCAACAUCUUCUCCAGUUCUUAUACUAUGGGGCAACUUCUUGGCCCUUGCUGGAGCUCUCAUCUACGGAGUCUACACCAUUCUACUUAAGAACAAGGUCACUGUUCCUAACAAGAGAAAAGAACGAGUGUUGAACACUCAUCUCUUCUUCGGUUUUGUUGGAAUAUACUGUCUCGCUUUCCUUUGGCCAUUGAUCAUUAUUCUUCAUUUCACUGGCCUCGAAGAGUUCGAGUUACCCAGCAGUCUGCACGUCUUGGCACUUCUAGGUGCCAAUGCAUUCAUUACGUUCAUAUCGGACUUUUGUUGGUGCAAAGCCGUCCUUCUCACCAGUCCAUUGACUGUCACAGUGGGCCUUUCGCUAACAAUCCCAUUGGCAAUGGUAGGUGACUGGUUCAUCAAAGGAUUCCAUGUGAAUCUAUGGUACAUUUUCGGUGCCACAGUGGUCACUGCCGGGUUCAUGGUGAUAAAUAGAGACGAGAAGGAAGAGUUUGUGGUUGAAGAACCAGAAGAGACCACCACCUAA